Anguilla rostrata (American eel) is the source of this 1504-nucleotide messenger RNA. It is a transcript of the gene aurkaip1, whose product is annotated as aurora kinase A interacting protein 1. Gene Ontology annotation, cellular component: mitochondrion. The coding region runs from base 217 to 882 and encodes 221 amino acids. NCBI's taxonomy places the organism in Eukaryota, Metazoa, Chordata, Actinopteri, Anguilliformes, Anguillidae. The transcript has 4 exons. The record is from RefSeq and is a predicted model, not a curated record.
GCUUUUUCUGCCGACAUCGUCAUUGCGGAACCGAACACAGAAUGUCUUGGGGAAGUUUUAGAUGUCGGACAGGAAAUGACGCUUCGGAGUCACAUUGAACAUUAAGAAAAUACAACUCUCGGUAGCUAGUUGGCUUCAUAGCGGCUAGCCGGCUAGCUAGGAAACGGCGGCCCGUUUGCUUCUAAUGAAUUCACACGAAUUACAGUGCACGCCAAAAUGUUUCUUUCGAGGGCGGCCUUGAGCUUGAAUGCUAUAUCUAGGGUCCCAGGUGCUCUGCAGAUCCCCCAGUCAGCCGGUGUUGCCGUGCAGCUGCUCUGCUCCGCGCGUUCGUCCCCCGUGGUCGCCGGGGGCUGCCGCUACUCCGCAGCCUCCGCCGGGACCCCGCAGCCCCCCCUGCGCUGGACGACCCUUGACCCCGAGCUGGAGGAGGUCCUGGUGCCCCGGAAGCUGUCGCUGUCUCCGCUGGAGAGCUGGCUCUCCCUGCGCUACUCCCUGCCCCCCCUGCAGGGCGCCGAGCAGCCACAGCAGCAGCCCCCCCCGGGGGACGGGGCGCCUGAGGGGGGGUCCCGGGUGCUGCCCCCCGCUGUGGAGCCCGUCCUGGGGGGGGAGGAGGGGGAGGGCGCCGCCGCUGUCACCCCGCUGAGCUGCAAGAACGUUCUGGAAAUCCGCCGGCGCAAGAUGAACCGACACAAGUACAAGAAGCUGAUGAAGCGCACCACCUUCCUCAGGAGGAAGGUGAUGGAGGGGCGGAGGAAGAGGAAACAGAUCCGAUUCGAGAGGGACUUGAAGAGGAUCUGGACUCGCGCAGGACUGAAAAGUGCGCCAGAGGGGUGGAGCGCGCCCAAGAUCUACGUCCGACAGUACCAGAGCAAGAAGGACUGAGACACGCACGCGCGCACACACACACAAACACACACACACACACACACCAGAGCAAGAAAGAUUGAGAUACACAGACACACUCACCAGAGCAAGAAGGACUGAGACCUCUGUACCAACCGCUUACACACACACACACACUCUCACCAGAGCAAGAGAGACGGAGACACGCGCGCACACACACACACACCAACCCAUCUCACACGAACACACACUCCAGAGCAAAAGAGACUGAGACCUCUGUACCAACCGCUCACACACACACAUACACACAACACACGCGCACGCACUUAACACACACAGAUACAGACACACGUCUGACCUCUGUGCCAGCCGUACUCUCUGACCCCUGCACACAUACCCAUACCACACAUCACAAACACACGUGUGUGCACUACCUGGAAACCGCCAUACCUCCGUACCGUGUCACGUGCUCGCUGGAGUCUGACUAACGAUUUCACCCCAGGAGCAGCAGCUGGGAGUGUACAGAGACUGGCACACUGCCUCCACUGAGGGGCAUCAGGCUGGUACUGCCUGCUGUGCUACGCUUGUCCUCUCGAGCCAAGCUCACUGUGUACAGGAGAUGCCCGAAAUAAAUAAACCGUUCUUCUCGCCUGAAUAAUAA